This is a messenger RNA of Diabrotica virgifera virgifera (western corn rootworm), 12064 nucleotides long. RefSeq names its product GTPase-activating Rap/Ran-GAP domain-like protein 3. Gene Ontology annotation, cellular component: cytoplasm. The record is from RefSeq and is a predicted model, not a curated record. The transcript is spliced from 16 exons. Bases 176 to 3001 code for a protein of 941 amino acids. NCBI's taxonomy places the organism in Eukaryota, Metazoa, Arthropoda, Insecta, Coleoptera, Chrysomelidae. Gene Ontology annotation, biological process: activation of GTPase activity; regulation of small GTPase mediated signal transduction. Gene Ontology annotation, molecular function: GTPase activator activity.
UAAAAUAUUAAAGUGACACCGUUUCUAUCUGGAAGAGAAAAAUUGUAACCGUUGUUCGCCAAUGAAAAACGUAUCUAAUUUCUACUCCCUUCGUUUCACAAUCGGACCAUUUGUCACCCAAACACAUUUGGAAAAUGGCCAACACGCGUCAUAAACAUCAGUAACGUUUCGAGUGAUGUUGUGUUUAGACAUGCGGUUGAUGCAAAGGUUGAGAGGUGAAAGGACGGUAGUAGUGGAAGACGAAGAAGCAUCCAGAGACAGGGAUCGGUCGAAAAGUGUUUGCGUUACUAGCUUCAGGAGUAAACCACCGAGAGAUGUCAGCGCUUUCAAGUUGUUUCAUCGGAGAGCCAGCAGUGCAAUUUCAACAGCUAGCGACCUUAUAUCAAGAAGAGGUGUAUUUUCUAGACGAUAUUAUGGAUCAGUGGAGCAAUUACAGCAACCCGAAGUCGAUGGCCAAGAGCACUGUAGGCGAUUUAGGAUAGAAAAUGGAGACUCGCCUGGUGAAAAGGAUGAGAUGUUUGGGUCACCGAGCACUCCAGUUCUCGAGAAUCCCGAAUAUCAGACACGAUGGUACUUCAAAUAUUUUCUGGGGAAACUACACCAGAACUAUGUUGGACUGGAUAACGACAAAUCACCAUUUUUUCUUAGUAUAGUACUGAACGAAGAUACGAAUACCUGUGUGCCUCUAUGUCGAGCAAUUUUGUUCAAAAAAACUGGAACCCAGAAAAUAUCGCUACCAAUAUCGCAAAACAAAGUUCUGACAGUCAAGCAGAUUCUGUCGAACUUUCCAAAUAUGGAUAAGGUUGAAAAAGGACCAAAAGAAAUAUUCUCACCUGAUAUUCAAAAAGACUUAUUACUUUUAGAGGAACAAGAGGGUUCGGUGAACUUCAAGUUCGGCGUUAUUUACAUGAAACAGGGUCAGACUAGCGACGAUGAAAUAUUAAGCAAUGAGUAUGGCAGCUAUAGGUUCGAACAAUUCCUAUCACUGCUCGGAGACAAAAUCAAAUUACGGGGAUGGGACAAGUACAGGGGAGGGUUGGAUAUUAAAGGUGAUAUGACAGGUAAAUUUUCCGUGUACACUAUAUACGAGGGGCACGAGAUCAUGUUUCACUGUUCGACGUUGUUGCCAUAUUCGAGAGACAACAAGCAGCAAGUGGAGAGAAAGCGACAUAUCGGAAAUGAUAUCGUGAAUAUCGUUUUCAUAGAUGCUGAAAAUGAGUCUGCGGAAACUGCUCAUUCGCAGUUCAAUCCUACUUGUAUAAAAUCUCAAUUUACACACAUCUUCGCCAUAGUUACCAUGGAUAACGACAAUCAGUACCGGCUUUCGGUAUUCUCAGACGAAUCGGUGCCCCUCUUCGGGCCCAGUCUGCCCUGUCCGCCAGUCUUCAACGACCCCUAUCUCUUCAGAGAAUUCCUCCUAGUCAAGCUUAUAAACGGUGAGAAGGCUACAUUCGAGACACCCACGUUCGCCAGAAAGAGACAGAGGACGCUGGAUAUGCUAAUUAAGGACUUGUACUCGGAGCAUAUGAUCGAUGGACGGAUGGCCAUGCUAAACAGAAGAGCCUUCUCAGACGUCCUCGCAGACACUCCCCGUCACUCUCGUCUUAAGGAAGACUCCCGCCAAAUCGAGUUUGUAAGAAUAGGACAAGCCUUAAAGUUAGAAGCCAUCGUUAGGGGAGAUGCACCUACAAGUCUAGCGUCGGCAGGAUGUAGCACGGGUACUGUGUUCAAACGAUCGCCUUGGGAAGCUAAUUGUUUCUAUCCAGUGUUUCCGUGCCAAUCCAUUAUUUGUGCGGACUCCUGGGGUGAUAAUCGGCUAGUGAUUGGAACUGAAGAGGGUGUAUUUAUGGUAAUUGAUGGAAACUCCCACCGUAUGAUCUUCGACAAGACGCUUCAAGUCCGCCAGUUGAACGUGGUGGAACCUCACGGAAUCUUCUUAAUGCGCUGUGGACAUAGUAACCGAGAAGGGAAGGUAUACGUUUUUAGACUCUCUCAAAUUGAAGAAUUAUCAGAUGCAAAAUCUCGUAUCGACGUCAAAGAUCACAGGUUGGAACGGACCAGAGGAACCAAUUUGUACGCUCUUUCAAGACCAGGUGGAUCCAAACUGAGAAUGUGUGCCGUGAUAGGAAAGAAACUACAAAUGUACCAAUGGAAACAUUCUGCAGCGUGGACAGCGUGGUGUCCAUCGAGUGAUACUGAUACAGUGGAGGGAUUUACGUUCUUAUGGGAGCUGAACUUAAACGAAACACCUACAAUGGUAACCAUUUUGGACAGCGGCUGGAGCCCCAGUUCCCCUUCGCACGGUGAUACACUGGUUUGUGUAGGAUACAAGAAUCAUUGGGAUAUAGUGAAUGGUAGGACAGGUCUGGCACAACAUCUGCAUACUGUGGAAAGUGCUAAAGCCAAUCUUGUAGCUGCCUUAGAUCUGUAUGAGGAUCAGGAAAUUCAGCUUCUGUUAUGCUACAACCAUACAUGCCAUUUCCAGAAAAUCAAUGAAGACACCGCGUCUAGCUCAAAUUUCGACUUUCACUGGAACUCUGUUCCGUCUGAUAUAGUAUGUGCGUUUCCUUACGUGAUUGCUUUUACACAAAAUACCAUGGAGAUUCGAUUGAUAGUCAACGGAAAUUUGAUACACACGAUGACAAUGCCCAAACUACAACUGAUCGCUUCGAAAAAUGAUAUAUUCUUUGCUACUACCGCUCCAGAGUUUUUCCCGAACAAAACAGAUAGGUUAUUCGUUGAAAUCAAGCAGCAGGAUUUACAGAAGCAUUCACCACCUGCAAGUCCCAAUGCGUCUCCAGAAGUAAAACCUCUUCGCAUCUAUCGCAUUCCCAUCCACUCACUAAACAGAAACGACCACUGCAUCAGCAACUGCUCUCCACCCACGUGGAAGUCGGCGGAUACAAAGCUGACGGUACCUGAACAGCCCAGAGUGUCCAGAAGCGCCACUAGCUCUCCCAUCCCUCCCAAGGGAAAGCUCCUGCAGGGCGCGAUCAAAUGAUCCCGCCUCUUAUUUGUAAAUACUUCUAGUGUGUAGUAGUAGCUCUUUUUCGGUACAAUGGGUUUUAGAGAUUUUUCAGGAAUUUUAAAGUGAGAGACUUACAGUUGCGGUCAAAAAGCACAAAUAUGAUGAAUAUAAAUACAAUUAUAGUAGAUAGUUGCGUAGUCUUAAAUUAAUAUUUAAAAUAUACUACAUAUCUGCUGUUUGCUGGUUUUGUUUCCACAUAUUACAUUUAUGCUUACAACAAACAGUUCAGCUGAAUUUCUUGUAUAUGAUAUUUGAUACUUCUUAAUAACUGUGUAUAUUCUUUCUUUAUUCGUUUGUUAAUUGGUUUAUAUAAAACUUGUAUUAGAUAGAGAAGAAGUAAAGAAGUAUUGAAAAGUUUGUUGCAUCGGAGAACAAGAAGAAAUUAUAUCAACAGUAUUGGAAGCAGAAAACAGUCGUACGAGUCGAUGAGAGAUGAACCGAAUAAUGUUACAUUCAAAGAGGCGUCAGACGGGGAUUUAUUCUAUCACCGCUCUUACUUAAUAUCUACUCGGAUAAAUAAAGACCCUGGAGUAAAAUGAGGGUGAACUGAUUAAUAACAUUAGAUCAUACGUUGACAUUGUUAUGUUAUGCGAUAAUUUCCUAGAGUUAUUGGAUUCCGUAAACAAGACAGGAAUAGAACAGGCUCUAAAAAUUAAUGCUUUCAAGAUAAAAUUUAUCCUUAUUAUUUAGUAGCCAACCUUACCAAAAUGCCCUACAGAUAGAUCCACAAAGCAAUGAAUGAGUUACUUACUUUAAUAUAGGAUGCUACAUUAUAGACCAACUUGACCCAAGAAAAAGAAUCAAAUUCAGAUUUGAAGUAGAUCACAUAACGUUUCUAAAAAUAUCUGUUUUAAAAAGUGGUACGGUUUCUUUUCGUGGUACGCAUAUCUUGUUACUUAUAACAAAAGUGGUAAGAUGACUUAAUUUUCUAGUAAAGUUCAAAGAGAACUUUGUUAUUAUGUACUGCUUCUGAGCAGCUUUCGUCGAUUUUCGGCAACAAUGCAACAAUAUAAAUACUAAAAAUGUUGUUUGUUAAAUUUUUCAAUGUAAAAAAUCAAAUUAUUAACCAGAUAGAAUCUUUAAAAUUCCUGGAUAUCGCAUUUUUUCAAUACUCUGACCAGUGUCUUUACACGAAAAGUUAGCAAGUUGUUUAGUACUUAAAACUCAACUUAGGGGACGAUCUUGACAAGUAUUGUAUAUAUUAAAUGUACAUUCUGUUAUUUUUUCUAAAAAAAAACUCUUGUUGAAGUGAGUGAAAAUCUAGUUAUAUUUUAUCAAAAGUUACAAAUUCUGAUAUAUAUACUGUAGUUUGUAAGUCCAGAUAUAUCAUAAUAUACCUUUAAGGAAAAAAUUGGAGAUACAUGUAGUCUUUUUUAAAAGUAUAAUAAUAAAAGUAGGAAUUGGAUUACGAAUAAUAAAACAACUGAUUUCUGUCUAGUGCGAUAUUUUUAUAAUCUUUUUCUAAACAAACGUAUUAACUGAAAUCACUGAAACUUUAACAUCAGCACGUAUAUGAGCUUAUAGUUCUAGAAUCUAGAACCUGUUCUGGAGAGGUGUAAUGGGAGUAAAUUUUAUUUAUUUGAUAAUGCAUCCCCACAUACCAGCAAAGUGUCUACAGACUCUCUUGAAACAGAAGAUAUCACAAUUCUGGAGUAGCCUGCUAGCUCACCUGACCUUAACCCUGUAGAGCAUUUGUGGAAUAUGUUUAGAAGAAGAAUUAUAGCUCACCGGGAUAAUCCACAAAAUUACGCACAUAGUACAAGCUGCUACUGAAUAAAUGAACAACAUACCACAACAAAAUGUUGACAAUGGGGUUAGGAGCAUGGCCAUGCGAAUUGAAUUAAAUAAUAUUAUGAAAAUCUAAAUACAAAAUGCAAUUUCAUACCAUGAGUUGCUUUAUUAAAAUACAUUGUUCCUAUCUACAUUCCUAAAUUUUAAUUGUGGUUUAUUUCCCAUAUAAAUAAUUAAUCAUAAAAAUGCCACAAGGAAAUAGCUUCAGAACAACAUACAAUCUAAAGAUUAUAAUUAUUGAUUAUUUUUUACUUAGUAAUUAUUUAAGUUCUUUUAAUUUUUAAAUUUAUUUUUGGUAUUUUUUAACUGAAGUGUUUAAUCUUUUAAAUGCUAACUACAACGUUGUAGAAAAAGUUUGUAUGAUAUUUCUUCGUGGCAGGGGAAAAAGUAACAACUAACUCUGUAUGAAUAUAAUUUUUUGUCCGUCGCCAAUAUAAAAGAAAUACUUUUCAUCGAAGAAUAAUAAUUGCAAUAAUAGUUUCCAUGAAUAGGCACACAGAAAUGAUUUUGUUCUUCGGCACCCAAUGUAAAGUUGUUUUCCUCCCUGUAAUAUGAGAAGCUAUAUUUUUUGUGGUUACACAAAUAGAAAUAUUUUUUUCCGUAUUCAGUCAUUUACAGUUAUCCAAAAAAAUAUCAUCCCAGUGUUUCUCAUAAAUGUUCGAUUGGAUUGAGGUUGGGGCUAGACGCUGGCCAAUUCUUACGGAUAUCCCGACGUCUUCUAAGCAUGCAUUGACAAUUCUAGCACGUUGGGGACGUGCGUUAUCGUUCAUAAAAAUAAAAUAAAUUUCUAUGAAUGGCAUAACACGUACCACAUACUGAUCUAAAAUGGUUGUUAUAUACCUUCCUUCUCUCGUAAACCCUUCAUCUACAAGAACUAAGUCAUUGGAACUUAUACCAGCCCGAACUAGAACAGAGUCUCUUCCAUAAGUUAUUCUGUCUAUUAUAUUGUAUUAAGCAAAUCGUUCUCCUUGUCUUCUAAAGAGUCUAUCGCGACCUGGUGACCUCAAUCAAAACCUAAACUCAUCUGAUAACAAAACAUUACUCCAAUCUACGUAAUUCCAAUUUUUGUAUUCGCGUCGAGCUCUGCAGUAUUCUACGGAUAGAAGUGGACAUAGGGCUGAUCUUCUGGAUAUUAAAUGCACUUCAUGAAGUCGUCGAUGAACUCUCCACUACUUAGACCCUCUAGAAGAUGUAGUAUAUUUUUUAAACGCUAAUAAACAAUAAAUCGAUCAUCAAGUGCAGAUGCUGCUUUCCUACGGCCUGAUCCUGACCUUUUAGUGCAGUUGCCGUUUUGAGUGAACCACCGAAUGUCUCCUUCUUCUUCUUCUUCUUCUUUUUGUAUAGACAUGACUUUGUCUGUUUUUUCAAUGUGCCUCUAGUAAAUUGUCGUUCCAUCGUUUUCGUGGUUUUCUCACUGAUAGUCUUCCUAUUAGGGAAUUGUCUCUCGCUGUCCUGACUAUCCUGUUUGUUUUCAUUCGGCGUAUGUGGUGAUUCCAUUCUAUUUUUCUGUUUCUUACCCAGUUAUUAAUGUUAUACACCUUGCAUAUCCCUCGUAUAUCUGUACUUCUAGCUCUGUCCCAUAGAGUCUUACCAUCGAUUUUUCGAAGGGUUUUCAUCUCCGCUGUUUCGAGCAAUCUUUUUGUCCUCUCUGUGUCGGGUUGUGUUUCUGCCGCGUAUGUCAUUAUUGGUCUGAUGACUGUUUUGUAAAUUCUGCCUUUCAUUUCUUUUCCGAUAUUUUUAUUUCUCCAUUUGUCAUUCAGGCAACCUGCGGCUCUGUUUGCUCUAUUCACUUGAUCUUCCACUUCUGUUUCGAGCCUUCCGUAGCUAGAUAGUGCGAUGCCUAGGUAUUUAAACUCCAUCACUUGUAAUAUUAUUUGACCUUCCAGCUCCAAUUUACUUCUUAUUGGAUCUGCUGUUAUAACCAUGCAUUUUGUCUUUUGGGAGAAAAUUGACAUGUUAAAUUUUCUGGCGAUUAUGUUGAAUUGGUGCAGCAUACGUUGUACAUCAUCUUCACUUUGAGAGAUUAGUAUUGCAUCGUCCGCAUAGCAGAUUAUUUUAAGUUGUUUUUCUCCCAUUUGGUAUCCUAUUUUAGUUCUUACUUUUUUUAUUAUUUCGUCCAUGAUCAGGUUGAACAAUAAAGGACUCAAGGAAUUCUCCUGUCUUAUCCCAUUGCCGGUUUCAAUUGGGACAGCCACUUUGUGGACAGAUGUCUCCUUGAAUAGCACAACAACUUACACCUAGCACCUGGGCGGCAUACAUAAUAUUGACUAUGACCAUCUUGCACUAAAGACACGGAUCUUGCAACAACCGUUGGUGUUAAUGUUAUUUUAAUACAAUAGGUAUAUGACGAUUUUAUGCAAAAAUGACUUAGUCAUUGACGAAAAGUAGUGAAUGUACUAUAUUCUCUUUUACUGGUAUGCCCAUUGUUCCACAUUUUCUAUACCGUCUUUUCGAAGCCUGAUCGAUGUACAUGUUAAAAAGCGUAGGUGAUAGACCACAACCCUGUUUGAGGCUUUUUGUUGCGAUGAUUGUUUUUGUUAUUUUAUUAGCUAACUUUAUUUGCACUUGCACCUAUGUUUCUUUAUAGGUACAGUAUUUGUAUUCUAUUCACCCAUUUCUCUCUAAGGUACAUUCUUCUCAUUGCUUUCCACAGUUUUUCCAUCACUUGUCUCAUGAUAAAUAUAUUAUCUAGACAUGAUCUGGCUUUUCGUAAUCCUGCUUGAUCUUCGCCGAAAUGGUCCAUGUGCUGUUGUAUUUUUUCUUUUAUAACUGUGGAAAAGAUUCUCGCUAUGGAAGGCAUUACACUGAUCCUGCUAUAGUUAUUUGUUGACCUUUUGUCACCUUUUUUUGAAAAUAGAGGGCGUAUAUAGAUAUAGAUUCCACUCAUCUGGAGUCUCCUCACCUUCUUCAAUUUGAACAACACUCGUAUAAAGGACACGAUUCUUACGCUUCCAUAUUUCAGCAGUUCCACUUUUAUGUUCCCUGGUCCUGGUGCUUUGUUAUUUUCAAUUCUUUGCUUUGAAAUGCUUUGUUAACAAUUUCUAAGUUUUAAAACUCAGAAUAAAUACGAAAUUUGCCAUGUAUCGAAUAUUUUGCACCUGAGUGUACAAAUGUACGUGUGUGAUUCAUGUUUUAACCUAAACGAAAGCGAUCAAUUCUAACUUGAUUAACCCGAUUUCUGUGUUUCUUCCACGUUUCCAUAGAUUAUUUGAUUUAUGUUCAUUUCGAUUGGGAAUCAUUCUAUUAAAUUUGGCACUAUACUUACUGGAUUUUAAAAUUAUUAUACAGGCCACUUAAUGCCUCUAGUCCCUAUGUCCUAAAAGUGGGCAAUUUUAUAAAUACACAAAUUGAUGUUAGUAACACACGGGUGUUAUUUUUUGCAAAAAGAAUCCCAAAUAUAACAAAUAAACCAUCGUAUAUUUAUUAUUCGUAAUCUACAUUCAAAGAAUUAAUAAUUUAAAAGUUUUAACAUAGAAUCAAAAGUAUUUUUGUGUUUGAAAAAGCAACUAUCUUGUAAAUCUCCUAAUAUAUAUUUUUUCCAUGUAUUUUAUUCUCAACAUCUUUUAUAUUUAUACUGUAUAUAUUGUAAAUUUAUAAAAAAAUCAAAAGGAAUUAUCUUCAAAAACGUCAAGACGAUCAUAGAUUAUACAGUCGUCGCAAAAAGUAUGGCAAAAAUGUAUUAAGUCUAGAAGCUUUGGUUAGUAUAACCGUGUAUAACUUUGUUUUGAAAAUGCCGGGGAAUUAAACGUAGGUUGGAUUAUUCCAGUAAAAUAAAAAAUCAAAAACUAACAGACCAAAAAAUUAAAAUAACAAUUAGUCAACAAAAAUAAAAAAUACAAAUCUGUGAAAUAAGAAAUUUCAAGGACAAAUUGAACAUUUUAGUAUCUGGUUUUACCACUUCUGGCUCUAAUGACGUCUCUCAUUCUCUGUGGAAGGCUUCUUAUCAGAGAGCGUAUGUACUCAAAAUCCAAAUUUUCCAAUUCUUCCGUUAAAGCAUUUCCCAGUACAUCAAGGUUAUAUAUGGAGCGACGAUACGGGCUCUAAUGCGUCUUUCUAGGUAGUCCCAAACAUGCUCAAUUGGGUUUAGGUCUGGUCUAACUGUUAGUCAGUCGAGAAUUUGAAUAUCAAUCUCUUGAAUUGAUUGAUACCGAUAUCUUGUUAUUCUAGCAACGUGCGGGUGAGCGUUGUCUUGCAUAAGAACGAAAUUAUCUCCAAUAAUUGGAACAAAAGGCAUGAUAUUAUCUUCAAGAACCAUUCCUAUAUACCGAUCAGCUAUCAGGAACCCCUACGAAACACUGUUAAUUCUAUAUGACUUACAAAGCAUAUGUCUCCCCAUAUCAUAAUCGAGCCACCUCCAAAAUUUCUGGCUGCUCUUAUGUUACACUGCUUUAAUCUGUUUCUAACCGAAUUGACAUUUAUUCGAACAUUAUGGACUAUGGAAAGAUCAUUUUGUAGUUGCCUAGCUGUAAUAUGACAUGUAAGCAAAGUCUGCAGACGUAAAUAAUGGUCAUUUGCGGGGUUCGUGCCAAGGGCGAAUCCAGGACCGAUUUUCGGGAGGGGCCAUGAACUUUUUUUGAGGAGGAGUACCAGGGAUUCUGGGGGUAAUUUUAAGAAAUUAGGGCUACAAUGGCGAGUUUUAAGGCACGUUUCACACACUUUUGAGGGCCAUAAAGACAUUCAAAACUUAACGUUAUUAAACUAUUAUUAAAGUCAGUACCGAUUCCUACACAUUUUUUCGGAUCCAAGUGCAGUUCUUUCAAUAAGUUUAAUACUAUUUGUUCCAAUGCUUCUUCUGCAGGCCUUUAUUUUUCCCCUCUUUCUUGAUUUUCACUAAUUAUUUUUAUGUUCUCAUAAGCGUCAAUGAACUUGACAAAGUCUUCGCGAAUGUUGUUAUUGUGUAUGUAUCUCAAAUGUAGAGAAAGCUGUAUCAUGUGGGAUACGUCGGUCGUUUCGCCAAAUAGGACAGAGUAAUAAUUUGCACUUUGAACCUGAUUCAUUAUUUGUUCAAUUAUUUCUUCACAACGUGUUACCAAUUGAUUUUUAAUGGUGCUACUAAUGUAUAUUGCUCAGGAAGAUGCUGUGGAUAGGUGUUGUUUAAGAUUCUUAACUCCUGAUGCGAUUUUAAACCUUAACAAUUUCCCUCAUUGCUAGGUCCAGCAUAUUCGUCCAGAAGCAGAAGGCCAUUAUCACGAUGGCCUCUUAGAGAGAGGAAUAUUUUGUCGACCUAAGAACCAUAUAGACUACUAUUGGUCGUAGUCUUUCUUAAUUUUCUUGUAUCUCUUUAGACUUCUGAGAGUCUAUCUGGUUAAUGACUGACUUUUGCGGGUUGCGAUAACUUUGUAGAAAAUACAGCCCAACCUGAACGAACUCCUUGUGGUAUGAUGUUUUUUCAUGGGUUUAUAGGCUGUAAGACGAUAAAGGUUUAGUGACAAGGCUUUGGACUGUUAUCCCUUUAUUUUGAUCAUAUUUUUCAUUAGAAAAAUAAAACACUAUACUUGCAAAACAAUCCUUUUUGAAUGUGCGAUAGUACCAACCAACUACUUUAUUCGCUUUAUUUCUUUUUUAUUCUGUAUGUGUACAGAAUGUGGAAAUUGAUACGAUUUUAAUGGCUGUCAAUAUCGUUCUAACAAUCGACACUCUGUAAAAUUAUCAUCAUGUUGAUUUACCAAACAUCCUAUGUCAUUCUUGAAGGUUCCGUUACUGCUUUUGUUCAAUUCCAGUCUAGAAGACAUAUUUAUCUUCUUAGGUCUGGAUCCCGCGUAUGAAAAAAAAGUUGAUUAAUAGCAAGCUGAAAAUUUCUUAAUAGCUUAAGGGUGUCUAGUCGAAUAAACUUUGAUAUAUGGGAACACUGGAACAGGGGCAGUUUUAAUUGUGGAACAGGUUAAAAAUUUGGAACGGUCAGACCACGAAAACGGCACAUUUAUUUUGUCCGACAGAAUAGACUUAAACUCUCCGAACAGAGAUUAAACUCUCAUGCAAAAAUCAGACUGCUAUUUAUCACCUGUCAUAAUUCCUGUCAUUUGACAUAUUCUACAUGUUCCACGCAUUAAAACGCCCAUUUGGUGAUAAAUAGCAGUCUGAUUUUUGCAUGAGAGUUUAAUCUCUGUACGGAGAGUUUAAGUCUAUUCUCUCGGACAAAAUAAAUGUGCCGUUUUCGUGGUCUGGCCGUUCCAAAUUUUUAACCUGUUCCACAAUUAAAACUGCCCCUGUUCCAGUGUUCCCAUAUAUCAAAGUUUAUCCGACUAGACACCCUUAAGCUAUUAACAAAUUUUCAGCUUGCUAUUAAUCAACUUUUUUUUCAUACGCGGGAUCCAGAUCUAUCUGUUUUGUACAUACAUGUGUGUUUGAAACUAAAAACAUUUGAACUGCAAAUAUUUAAAUUUACAUUUUUUUAAAUUCUCGGAGGGGGCCAUGGCCCCCUGGAUCCGCCCUUAUUUCGUGCAUCUGGGACGUCGCGGAAUGGGUCUUCUUGCGUAAGUUCCAGUUUCUCUAUAUUUUUUAAAGCUCUUGAAAUGCUGGAUUGGUGGAUUCCCAAAACAAUAGGUUUAUUCUAGCAAACAGUCAAACUAGUCAGAAACCUUCAGCAAACAGUUGGUCAGUGAGAGAACAUAAUACAGUUACCAUUGCGAUCCCCUCUACUCGCGGCUGGCCCACUAUUCGCUGAUGGUUUCAAACCUUAUGAAACUGAUGCUAGAACAAACCUAUUAGCAACAUAUCGCUGCGAUCGUCCAUCUUCAAUUAAAGCUUCGGUUUGGGCUGCUUGUUCUGACGUUAUAUUACUCAUUUUUUGUAAGAACGCACCUCCUCAUUGAAAAAGCAAGCAGACAUGGUGUACAGAUCAAAAUCUCGAACACAAAUGUCCAAAAUAAAUACUCUCUUAUCAACGUUUUGUUUACAUUUUUUUUUUCGGCAAAAACACACUUCAACUUGAAAUGUUAUGGGUUUGUAGACAUCUAAAGGAGACUAGAGACGAGUAUUAUAACAUUCUGCUAAAAAUGAAAAAUUACUUUUGAGUUUUUUUCGGUUUUAAAAAUUAUGCGAUACUUUUUGUGAUUAGUCUAGUUACAUAUUAGUAGUAGUGUUCAACAUAUUUGAUUAAUCUGGACAUUUUUGUAGAUUUCCGUGAUUCUCUAUACCUACUGUCUUUCUAGAGGAGCCAUUAAGUUCAGCGAUACGGGUUAAUGGAAAAAUUGUAAAUCUUUUGAUCUAUUCGUAAUACUUUAAUAAAGUGAACGAAUCAUUUAA